Messenger RNA from Neltuma alba, 621 nucleotides. RefSeq names its product cyclase-like protein 2. Lineage: Eukaryota; Viridiplantae; Streptophyta; Magnoliopsida; Fabales; Fabaceae. Gene Ontology annotation, molecular function: arylformamidase activity. Bases 1 to 621 code for a protein of 206 amino acids. The record is from RefSeq and is a predicted model, not a curated record. The transcript has 5 exons.
AUGCGCAAGAUUAGCCUCGCAAUCUCACUACUCCAUCCCGCCGUUGCCACCACCGCAGCCUACCCAACCACUCCCGCUGCUGGUUCUGGCGAAUGCUUGCUAGGGGGCGGCGACGAUGUCCUCACGCCUCCUCGUCGAGAAGUUCACGGCAAUGGCCGAAUCUUCGAUAUCAGUCACAAGUAUGUCCCCGACAUGCCCGUUUUUGAGUCUAAGGAUGGCCUUGGCCACUUCCUCUGGCUUCAAACGAGCAUGAAAAACGGGUCUUUUGCUAAUAUCUCAGAAAUGAAGUUCCUCACUCACACAGGAACCCAUGUUGACGCUCCGGGUCACUUCUUCGACCACUACUUCGAUGCGGGGUUUGACGUCGAUACACUUGAUUUGGAAGUCCUCAAUGGUCCUGCACUUUUGGUCGAUGUUCCAAGAGAUUCAAACAUAACUGCCGAAGUUAUGAAGUCAUUAAAUAUUCCAAGGGGUGUACGUCGUGUGCUCUUCAGAACAUUGAAUACUGACAGGCGGCUGAUGUUUCAAAAGGAAUUCGACGCAAGCUAUGGGGGAUUCAUGGUGGACGGAGCAAAAUGGCUUGCAGAGAACACUGACAUCAAACUCACAGGCAAGAUAUAA